CAAAACUAACGAAGGACUCGGUAUCUUACUUUUUUAUUUUGCCUUGAUUGACCAUUCCAGUAGCAUCAAAGUGGAGGAAAUGUAUUUACUCUGAGCUGAGAAAACAUUUAUACUCUACAGACAGCAGCACAAGGAAAGGAAAACAUUUUCUUCAGGGAAGAAUGAGCGAAAGUUUCAAGGAAGGCCAUGACAUUCAGGGGACACAGUUCAGGGGUCCUUCUCUGUCCCAGCAGAGGAGGGUCAUCCAUUUCUCCAGCGGUGAGACUCUAGAGGAAGAUAACAGUGAGGAAGAGGAGGAUACAUCACAUGAGCAGGUGUUUAGGGAGCCUGAAGACAUGCUUAAACUUCCGUGGAAAGCAUAUACUUGGUCUCUGGGCAGGAAGUCAUUGCGCACUUGUGAUUUUCUUGGGGAAAAACUGGCUGGUCUACUUGGCCUUAACACUGCCAAAUACCAGUAUGCUGUAGAUGAAUAUCAACGUUCCAUUAAGACCACAGCCAGUAAAGAAACGGAAUGCUCUUAUGAGGAAGGAACAGAGAGAAUUCACCUUUCUUCAAGGAUGAGCAGUGAAUAUGGGGCCACAAGCUCCCACAGACCCCCUGCUGGUUCUCAAGCCUCCCAGAACAUUGAGCACAGAACUACAGGAUCCCACAACAAGGGCUAUCAAAAUGAUAAUGAGCACUGAGAAAGAACUAGCUAUUAUGAAUUAAACAUAUUAACAUGUGUUAAGAAAGCUAAUAUUCAUGUUGAUGAUUGUAUUUUUUGCUGUUCCUCUCGCUAUGGUUUCUACCAAACCAGGGUUCAAAUACAUGUAUAUUUGAUAUUUAAAAUACUUGUUUCUGUGUAUUUGAGUAUUGCCCAAAACCAGUACUUUUAUAUUCCUGAGACCCAGUAAUACAUUUUUGUCCUCUCUAGUGGACAUCAGUUCUUGGUCCAUUUCACUGAGGCCAUACAAGCCACUGUAUUAAGUCCUGUUGUCCCUUUGAGAGGAUAUCGAUGAUAUCACGCAUAGUAGCAACACAACAUCACGACAACCAUGUAUGGCGUUGUGUGGGCGAGCGGUUUGCUGAUGUCAACAUUGUGAACAGAGUACCCCAUGGUG
Molecule: messenger RNA, 1100 nt
Organism: Oncorhynchus mykiss (rainbow trout)
Lineage: Eukaryota; Metazoa; Chordata; Actinopteri; Salmoniformes; Salmonidae
Product: protein FAM177A1
Source: RefSeq, a predicted model, not a curated record